AUUUAAUUAAUAAUUACGUGUUUAAUAAUGGAAGAACGUCGAUUGCCACCUCAUUUAAGAAGAACUCAGUAGUAAUAGCCAAUCAAUCGAGAACCUGAAUAGCCUGUGUAAUAAGCUCCUGUGUAACAAAGAUAAGCAAAUCCAUACUAAUAACCAUAACAUGAAAAACAUUAAUAAUAAUAAUAUUUAGGUCAAUAACAAUAACAAUAACCUUAAUAAUAAUAGUAUCACCCAUAAUAAAAUAUUACACAACAAUAGGAAUAGCGAAAACCACCAAAAAUAGAUGUUGAUCAAAUUCCAAGACCAUAUAUAAAGUCAGAAGAAUCUCUAAUGUACUAAUAGUAACGAUAAAUAUUUAUAAGAGGUUCUCCACAGGUCCAGCACCAUUAUAUCAUCCUCCAUCAGUACAUUAAUUUUAUUAGACAUUUGAUGAAGGAAAUUGUGGACCAAGAUAUAUGAGAAGUUCAGUUUAUGCAAUAGGAAAUGAACCAUCUAUUUUAUAAUAAACAGAGAUUCCAUUUGGAAUUGUUGUACAACCUUUAAUGGAACCAUCUGUUUUUGAAUCAGAAAUACCAUAAGUAGAAUUUACAAAUGAACCUUUGCGUUGUUAGAGAUGUAAGGCUUAUGUCAGUCCUUACUUUUAAUUUGGUUAAGGAGGCAAUAUUUAUAUUUGCAAUAUUUGUAAAAUGAAGAAUACAGUACCACCUGAUUAUUAUUGUGUUUUGGGUUAAGGAAAUUAAAGAGGCGAUAAAUAUUAGAGAGAUGAAUUAAAUAAAGGUUGUUAUGAAAUAAUAGCUCCAACUAGUUAUAUAAAAAAAGAAAUCAAAAAUACUUUGAUAUUAUUUUGUAUAGAGUUGACUUAAAUAUCAGUAGCAAAAGGUAUAUAUAGUUAAGUGAUUUCUUCACUUUAAUCAAUAUUGGAUACAAUUCCAUAUCCAAAUAAAACUGAUAUUGCAUUUAUUACUUUUGAUUCUAAAAUUUAAUUUUAUAAUUUACCUCAAAAUUUAACAGGAGAACCUUAAAUAAUUGUAGUAAGUGAAAUAGAUGAAGUAAAUGUACCACUUCCACCAGAAAAACUAUUUUUGAAUAUUGAAAAUGAUAGGGAUAAAAUUGAUUAUAUGUUAGAAAAAUUAGCUAAAUUUGGGGAAACUAUUACUCAAUAAGCUAAUUAACUUGUUUCAGUUGGAACAGUAUUAUCAAAUGCAGUUCAAUUAAUGUAACCAAGAAGUGGACGUAUUUUGUAUUUUGGAUGUUCUGCUCCUAGAUAUGGAAUAGGAAAAAUAACAUAAAAACCAACUGAUACUAAAUUAUUUGGUACAGAUUAAGAAAAGCUUUUUUAUUAGCCUUCAGAUCAAGCAUAUGUGAAAUUAGGACAAACAUGUCUCAAAAAUCACAUAUCAGUUGAUUUAUUUAUUGCUAAUGAUGAAAAUUUUGAAUUAGCUACUGUUUCCCCUGUUUCUAAUAUUACUGGAGGAAGUAUUUAUUUUUAUCCUCAUUAUAAUUAAUAAAUUAAUGGAACUGAACUUCAUUAUUCAUUAUAUAGAAAUCUCACUAGAGCUUAUGCUUAUGAUCUUAUUAUGACUGUAAGAACCUCUCCAGGAAUUAUAUUAUUUGAUUAUUAUACAGGAAGUGGAAAAAUAUCAGUCAGAGAUUUAGAAUUAUCUUCUUUAAAUUCAGAUCAAUCAAUUGCAAUUAUGCUUAAGUAAGAAGAAAAAAUACUAGAUCCUGAAGCACAUAUUUAAUAUGCUUUAUUGUAUACUAAUUAAUAAGGAUAAAGAGUUAUAAGAGUUUUUAAUUUACAAUUAUAAGUUGUUAAUAAAAACAGUGGAAAUAAUGCAUGGCAUAAUAUUUUUAAAACAGGAGAUGUGGAUUGUAUUGCUACUUUGCUAAGUAGAAAAAAUCUACCAAACAUUAUGGUUUAAUAAAUUAAAUUAAUUAGAUAAAGUCUAUUUGAAUCUAUUGUAAAUAUUUUACAUGCUUAUCGAAAAUAUGUAUCAUCUAUAUUUUAUCUAGUGUUCCAGUAAUAGUCCAUCAGGAUAGUUGAUUUUACCAGAAGCUAUCAAAAUCUUACCACUCUACAUAUAAACAUUAUCAAAACGUGAUAUACUUAAAUAAGGAAAUGUUAGAAUAGAUAAUAGAAUUUUCGAAAUUCAUUUAGUUUUGACUCAAUCUAUGCAUUUUCUUAAUAAUUUCUUUUAUCCAAAAUUAUUCCCUAUUCAUGAUAUUAAUUCUUAACUUGUGUCUGAUAAAUAUUAAGUAGGCAGUAUCACUGAAGAAGAAAAGACUGUAUUACCUCAUAAUAUUGCUACAACAAUAGAUAAAAUUAAAUCAGAUGGAAUUUAUAUCCUCGAUACAAGCUAAUUUAUAUAUAUAUAUGUAGGAUAGAAUGUUAAUCCCUCACUAUUAAACAAUGUAACAUAAUUAUUUACUUUUUAGCUUUUUGGAGUUAACUCUUUUGCAGAAUUAAACUCAAUAGAAUUAUUUACCAAAUUAAACACUGAUUAUAGCGGCAAAGUAUAAAAUAUAAUUGAGUCUUUAUAAUAAUUCAGAGGUGGAACAUAUGUUCCAGUUAGAGUAAUUCGAUAGAAGUAAGAAAAUAUAAAAUAUCUAUAGUUCUCCAUAAGCUGCCUUAGUACAAUCUAAAUUAGUAGAAGAUGAAUAAUAACUUGAAAAAUCAUAUGCUGAUUAUCUUUGUGAAUUGCAUGGAGCCAUCUAAAAUAAAGGAGGUGUGUGA
This is a messenger RNA of Paramecium sonneborni, 2734 nucleotides long. The record is from the annotation of a GenBank genome assembly. Lineage: Eukaryota; Ciliophora; Oligohymenophorea; Peniculida; Parameciidae.